UCCAUCUUUUCACCCUUUCCACAUGAUUAUAAUCAUCUCUCUUCCUUUCUUGAUGCAACUUCUUCUUUUCCAACACCACUUUUGGUUUUCAUUCUUGUAAGUCAACUCUUAUUUCUCUUUUAAGUUGUAUUCAUUUUCUAACUUUUGAUUCAUACAUAUUUAAAGACUUGGCCUUAGAGUUUAAUCUAUAAUAUGCUGUGAAGUUGUGAAUGAUAUGAAAUGGACAAUUCUGGUUAUUUUAGUAACAAGAAUGAUGAUCGCUUAGGAGUAAAUAAAAUCGGAAAGAAUAUAAGAAAAAGCCCACCACAUCAGCCGAAUUUCGCUAACACAACUAGACAACCACCUAUACCACAAGUGUAUAACAUCAACAAGAAUGAUUUUAGAAAUGUUGUUCAACAAUUAACUGGUUCACCUUCGCACCAUUCUCAAGAACCACGACUUCCUAGACCGCUUGCGAACCAGCCUAACCACAACUCCUCUAGUAUGCGACUACAAAAAAUCCGUCCACCCCCAUUAGCCCCUAUAAAUGUUAUUAGACCACAAAUGCCAGUCCGCCCGCCUGAGCAAUAUAUGCCCCCAAAGGGAGGUGUUCCUUUUACUGGCAACAAUAAUAAUAAUAAUAAUAUGCCUAGACCUGCCCAAUAUGGUCAACAACCGCCACCCAUGACUGGUGCAACGACAGCUGAGUCUCCGAUUUCUGCAUAUAUGCGUUACCUUCAGAAUUCCAUCAUCGACCCAAAUCAAGGACACCCACAAGCUCAUUCUCAUUCGCAGUAUCAGUAUCAGCAACGACCUCCCAGUUAUGGGCCUCCUUUCCCAUCACCAAGAAUAGCUGGAUCAAUGCCACAAGCGCCAACGCUUCCUUCUCCAAGAAUAAACAGCCCGUUUGUUCUACCAUCACCUACUUCACCGUUUAUUAUGCCUUCACCUUCUGGCUACAUGAACCUAUUGUCACCUAUAUCAUCCUAUCCGUUACCUUCACCAGGGUAUCAACAAUUUCCACCAUUGACACCAAGUUUUUCUUUUUCACCAAUGGGUCAACCGGGCAUAUGGGGUCCUGGGCCUCAACCCCCGGCUUCUCCUGGAUUGGGCUUUCCAUCUCCAGGGUUUUUCAAUCUAGCAAGUCCAAGAUGGAGGGGUUAAGCAAGAUCAUAGCGGAAAAAUAUAUUAGCAUUGCAGUUUUAAUUGGUGGAAAUCAAAGUCUACAGGAGUC
Messenger RNA from Erigeron canadensis, 1213 nucleotides. RefSeq names its product protein HAIKU1-like. Lineage: Eukaryota; Viridiplantae; Streptophyta; Magnoliopsida; Asterales; Asteraceae. The coding region runs from base 220 to 1143 and encodes 307 amino acids. The record is from RefSeq and is a predicted model, not a curated record. The transcript has a single exon.